Messenger RNA from Rhipicephalus microplus (southern cattle tick), 801 nucleotides. It is a transcript of the gene ND-B14.5B, whose product is annotated as NADH dehydrogenase (ubiquinone) B14.5 B subunit. Lineage: Eukaryota; Metazoa; Arthropoda; Arachnida; Ixodida; Ixodidae. Gene Ontology annotation, biological process: mitochondrial electron transport, NADH to ubiquinone. Gene Ontology annotation, cellular component: respiratory chain complex I; mitochondrial inner membrane. The record is from RefSeq and is a predicted model, not a curated record.
GCUAAUGUGAGACCAUUUUGCGAGAUCUUGCAGAGAUGGCGGACGAAAAGUACGGAACGCUGCCCCCGUAUUACGAAAAACUAUUUACUCCUGAACCUUUCAAUGAACAUCGUCUGUUUAUGAGGCGCUUCUAUUUUUGGGGCUUCCCUGGAUUGGCCGGUGUACUCUCAGCUUGUAUAGCAAACUAUUUCAUGAGGAAGCCAGCGUUCAGCGGUAUUCAAAAACACAUUUUUGGUGCGGCUUUAUAUGUCGCCCUUGGAGAAUCCGCCAUGCGCUACGCCGACCACCGUUCUAUGGAGCGAGAUGCCAUUCUUCGUCGCUACAUCUUGCUGCAUCCCGAGGACUUUCCAGAGCCUGAGCGGAAGAAGUACAGAGAUGUUCUUGAGCCCUGGAUUCCAGUGCGAUGAGCUCUGCUGCUUCAGAGUCUUCUUUUCAUGUGCUGUCAUAGCUAGGUGAUUGUUAAAUAGAAAUAAAACUUUCUCUCUAGAGAGUGGGUAAAAUUUGUACUGACAACAUGCAUCUAAUUAGCCUCUCCUUAUGUUUGUCGUUGCCAGUUUAUUUAAACUUUAAUAUCACAUACCUUGCGAGAAUCUUAUGGGGCUUUGUCUAGCAGCUGCUAAUAAGGACAUGGUUUCGGCCUCUGUUACAUAGUACACGCAUACAUGUCACAGGUUUGCGAAAGUAGACGAAAUUAUAGGAUUAUAGAAACUAAAGUUAUCAUAGGUAACUACUGCCAAACAGCCCAAUGAAUAAGCUAGGUUGCUCUCUGUACUUAGGUUCAAUAAAAGGUAUAUAUACACA